AUAUUGCAUAUUCUGUGCGAGGCGAAUCAAGCGGAUUCAGGAGAGGAUCGUAUACGUGCGGCUGAGUUGCUGGCAAAAUUGCAAACGGACAAAUUGACUGGGCCGAGAUGGAGUCGUUUCAUUACACGCUAUUUGCCACCCGUCUUCACGGAUGCUCUUCGCGACUCGCCUCAAGCUGCAAUCUCGAUGUUGGAUUCAAAGAGUGAAAAUCCCGAGUUGAUUUGGGAUGACGAGACGCGAGCAAAAGUGAAAAUGAUCAUCAAAAACGAGCUGAAUCAACUCUAUACGAUGCAACAGAACGAUUUGAGUGCUAAAUGGAAUUCAGGUAACAUCAACGAUCGUUGUGCGUACGCAGACGUGAUCGCAAACGAGCUGAUAAUCGGUGGUGUUUUCUUGCGAUUGUUCGUGCAGAAUCCAUCGUGGCAAGUGCGUCAUCCAAAACAGUUUUGCACCGAAUUGAUGGAGAGAAUUCUGGAUUUGAUGCCGAAACCAACCGCAGAACUUCAGCUAGUAACUGAAGCUUUCGUUGCGCUUAUCGUCAAUCACCCAACUACUGUUGAUCAGUUGCCAGCUCAAGGGUAUUUACCGCAGUUCUGUCAAGCGAUGACAUCGUCGAAUUCGGAUGCGUCACGUUCGGCGAUUUUGAUUCUUUCACGUUUAACCGAAAAUACGUAUUGUGCUGAUUCGCUGGCGAAAUUGGACUGUAUUGGAGGUAUUCUGAAGUCGAUGAAGAAUCAGCCGUCGCUUGUACGAGAGUCAGCGCACGCGUUAAAGUGUCUAUUGAAACGAAGCUGCACUGAGUUAGCUGCGCAAAUGAUCUCGAGCGGAAUGGUUGAGUAUUUACUCAAACUGCUGGCCGAUCCGAUGCCAGGUGUUGAGAACUCGUCAGCGGCCAAAGCUGAGAUCGUGGAUGCGCUGAAGAGCGUUUGUUUGGAUUUGCAGUACGGUGAGAAGAUCAGCGAGAUGUUGAAUAAAUCGCCCAUAUGGGCACAAUAUCGCGAUCAACGACAUGAUCUGUUCUUGCCUGCACAGAGGACACAAGCUAUUACCGGUGGAUCAACGGGUAUCGCGGGUUAUCUAACCGAAGGGAUGUUCACGCCUCCGGCCAGUCAUUUUGCACCUCCGCCUCCAGUUGCUUCCGAUAAAUAA
This is a messenger RNA of Anisakis simplex (herring worm), 1149 nucleotides long. The record is from the annotation of a GenBank genome assembly. NCBI's taxonomy places the organism in Eukaryota, Metazoa, Nematoda, Chromadorea, Rhabditida, Anisakidae.